Molecule: messenger RNA, 1137 nt
Organism: Batrachochytrium dendrobatidis JAM81
Lineage: Eukaryota; Fungi; Chytridiomycota; Chytridiomycetes; Rhizophydiales
Exons: 2
Coding region: 1-1137 (378 amino acids)
Biological process (GO): removal of superoxide radicals; cell redox homeostasis
Cellular component (GO): cytosol; cytoplasm
Molecular function (GO): thioredoxin-disulfide reductase (NADPH) activity
Source: RefSeq, a predicted model, not a curated record
AUGUCUGCUUCUUUUAAUACUGUCAAUCGUGCUUCCUUCACUGCUGGCACUUUAUCGCUCCCAUCAGAAACUGCAAGGCUGCCCUCCUCGUUUUUGAAAGGAUUGGCUGCCCAUUUCACUACCAAUAUUGUCUCUAAUACUCCAGAACAAGAUAUUCAUAACGUUGUUAUUAUUGGUUCUGGUCCUGCUGGACAUACUGCAGCCAUCUAUUGUGCCCGUGCCAAUCUUGCUCCUACCAUGUACGAAGGAUUCAUGGCUGGAGGUGUUGCUCCUGGAGGUCAAUUGACUACUACUACUGAUGUUGAAAACUUUCCUGGAUUUCCAGGUGGUAUUAUGGGUCCUGAGAUGAUGGAUCGUUUCCGUCAGCAAUCCCUUGCCUUCAAAACCACCAUUCACACCCAAACUAUUUCAAAGGUAGAUCUUUCUCAACAACCAUUUAAGAUCUGGCCAGAAUCUUGUGAAAAAGACCCUCCCAUUUUGGCAAAGUCCAUCAUCAUUGCAACAGGUGCAACUGCCAAGCGAAUGAACAUUGAUGGCGAGGAAACUUAUUGGCAGCGCGGCAUUUCUGCCUGUGCUGUAUGCGAUGGUGCUGCACCCAUUUAUCGCAAUCGUUCUUUGGCAGUGGUUGGUGGUGGUGAUUCUGCUGCUGAAGAAGCAAUAUUUCUCACCAAAUACGCUUCCAAAGUCUUUGUUCUUGUGAGAAGAGAUAAACUACGUGCUUCCAAGGUCAUGGCAGAUCGACUGCUUAAACAUCCCAAAGUUGAGGUUGUAUGGAACACAGUUCCCAUUCAAGCCAAAGGUGAUGGAAAACUGCUCCAGACGCUCGUUGUUCAGGACACAAAGUCGGCCCAACAGCGCGAUCUCCCUGUAUCGGGUCUGUUUUAUGCCAUUGGACACUUGCCCAAUACGAAUGUGUUUGCUACUGGUGGUGGGCUAGAUGGCACUGCUCCUCAGGUUAAUCUAGACAAGGAUGGGUAUAUCAUCACUGAGCCUGGUACGUCUAAAACAAAUGUCGCAGGUGUGUUUGCUGCUGGUGAUGUGCAGGAUAAGCGCUACAGACAGGCUGUAACUGCUGCUGGAUCUGGAUGUAUGGCUGCUUUAGAUUGUGAAAGAUGGCUGGAAGAACACCACAAUUAA